Messenger RNA from Cydia pomonella (codling moth), 15890 nucleotides. Its product is annotated as protein FAM135A. The record is from RefSeq and is a predicted model, not a curated record. The transcript has 16 exons. The coding region runs from base 741 to 6368 and encodes 1875 amino acids. NCBI's taxonomy places the organism in Eukaryota, Metazoa, Arthropoda, Insecta, Lepidoptera, Tortricidae.
AUUCAAUAUGUACCUAAUACCUAUACAUUCGCGAAUGUGUUCACAUUCGGUUCACAUUGAAUUUAAAUUGUUUAAUAGUUUGUGUUUCAUGAAAUCAUGACUUUAAACUAAAAUUACAAUACUAAUACCCACAUUUACCAACAUCUCUAAGGUUUACUAAACUACUUCGCCGGUGUAUAACAUUUGAUUUCUACGUGGGCGGGAAGUGUUGAUCUAAAAAUAUCCCGACACGUGGAAACAGCUGAAAAUAUCCACGCGAGCAAAUCCCAACAACGGGCCUUCGCGGCCCGUGAAACAUCAAAGCUCGCAAUAAAGGUCGCAGCGUUAUAGACAGGUAUUCAUAAAAUGGCGGUAAAGGUUACAUUACGAAAGGGCGGCUUAAGCCCGCAAGCGCUCAUAACAAGUCUUGUACCUAGAUGGAUUAGCGCGGCACCUGCGAGACUGAAGCCGGGCCUGAGCGGCACUGCAGGCCCGGCGCGGCGGCGCGGUCUGCACGCUCCGCGCAUGCGUCCUUCCAACUAUUAAAAAUGAAUUCCUGGCUCCCGCACUGAGUGCCGCUCGGCCGUCGCAGCCGGCUCGCGCUUGUUAUUUUCGCGUGAGGCCGGGCCGCGCCCGUGACGUGUGUGCUGUGUUGGGUGUUGUCAGUGCAUGUGUUGACGCCCGAGCGGGCCCGGAUGCGGUGCUAGCGGCCGCGACAUGGCGCGCCGCGCCGCCCGCGCCCGCGCCCUCCACUCCCCACCAUGAGCGACCUGCAGGCCACCUUCGAGUUCUCUGUAGAACUCUACAAGUUCUACAAUGUCGACCUCUUUCAGAGAGGGUUGUAUCAAGUCCGCGUGGGCCUUCGCGUGUCGCCGAAGAUCCCAGUCCACAUCGAGGCAUCCGUCUCGAGCGGCAAUGGUGCCGCGCGCACUGGCCGGCCCGCCGCCAACGCCAGUCUCAUCGGUGGGCUGGCAGCAUCACGGGCCUUCCAGAUAAUGUAUAGGAACGAGGAGGUCACACUGCGGGACAUUGUGCAUUUUAGAGCUCAUUUGCUUGUUGACAGCCGUAACUUAAAAGAUUCCCUGGAGCGAGCAGAAUGGAGCCUCGGCGUAGAACUCUGGUGCAGCGAGGGCGCCCAGUCCAGCACACUAGCUCCUGUCUCCUGCCGCGUGCUGAAGCUGCACUUCCAACCCGCACAAGGCCUGCACUACCACCUGCCCGUGCUGUUCGACUACUUCCAUCUCUCAGCUGUUUCCAUCACCAUUCAUACUAGCUUAGUCGCAUUGCAUCAGCCUUACAUCAAGAAAAGCAUCAUGCAUUAUGUUCAAAGCUGUACUCCUCGCUCAAGCAAACAAUGGGGCAAGCUAAUGAAGAAUGCCGGGUCAAACUUCACCACGUCAGGGAGCUUAGAGAACAUGCUGUUUGGCUCGAGUGCCAAAUGUGCCGGCGGAAAUUCCAGCAAGAUUGCACACGCCAGACAAGUACACGCGGAAGUCUGCGGCAUUCUGCUCGGUUCCUUGGAAGGGCUCCAAAACGCGCUGUCCAUUUGCGGCUCCACUGGCGCCCUGCUAACUCCUGAGGAGUCAUCGUCCAACUCCAUCGUCGGUGAAGUGGCUCAGCGGAUCAAAGACCUCAGCGAUAUUGGCAAGAAGUCGGAAGCAGGUGAAGAAGAGGAAUGGGCGAUGGGCGCAGCGCAUGACAUCGCGCGACUAUGCGCGGAAGUUACGUUGCGCUGGCGCGCGUUCUUGCAUCACACGUCCGACCGGCCCCACGUGCAUCAUGCGCUCGCCGCGCGCCACCACGCGCUACGCAUCAAACGCUUCUCGGAAUGCUUCUUCGUGCUGGACAACCCGCGGCACUCGCUGGCAGGCUGCUACGACAGCAACUACCAGUCGUACCAGAGCGUGGGUGAGGCGGCGCGUCGGAGCCGCUACCUGGCUUUGCUUCCCCCGCUACCCGUGCAUUGUAUCGCAUUGGAUGGCGAUCCGCAUAUCAUGCCUAUCAUUUUUGAAGAUCGAUACCAGGACACUGCAGAGUUUGCAAGAAGACGUUCAUUUUUAAAUUCGAAUGCGAGUAAAUCUGGAAGUGAUCCAUUUUUGUGCACAGACCCGCUGAGUGAAGACUGUGGUUGUAGUGUCUCCUCGCUGAUGGAUUCACGGAGGCCUUCAUCCGAGGCAUCUCGAGUUACGCUGACUUUACCCAAGGCAAUCAUGGACGUCCUAGAACCGCAAUUCAAAUCACCCAAGUCUAGUAGCACUGCUUCCAGUGUCGUACAAGCCACGCUCACCAUUACCCCCCAAAAAUCAGCCAGUGGAUCCCCCAAGAGGAACUUAGUGAAACAAGCUGUGCUCGAAAUCAAUAAAACACCCAAAGUAGAAAUCACUGGACGUAAUAGGUACAUCGUGCAGAAUAAUCAAAUAAGCGAGAUCCAACUACCGCCUAACAACGCUUUUGCCUCUUGUCCCAUUCAACAGGGACAACAAAUGUCGAGAUACUCCGCUUCCACUCUUCUAGAUGUAACUAAAAGUAACCACACGUCCCGACAAGGAAAAGAUCCCAAUGACACAAAUGAGGUGUUUCAUCAGAAACAUGAAAUCACCAGUGGUGUCAGUACACUCCCUGCUAGACAUAGCAAGUCACUAGAUCAGUUGAGAGUCGCACAAAUGACACCACUUAAUAAUUCGCAUCAAAUGCUUGCAAAAAACGUACGAAAUAGCUCCAAUACCUCAGUAAACUAUCCUUCCAAACCGUAUCAACCGCCACAGCAAAUCAAGCCUACCACUUUACCUCGUAGCGUCACCACCACCGCUUAUCCCACCAGCACAACAACCAGAUGUGGAUCCAAAGGGGACGACUAUAGGAGAAACAUAAGCGAAUUCAGAGAAAAGUACAAAAACCCAUUUAAUCCCAAUAAACAACCACAUCACGGAAUAAACAAUGAAGUAUUUCAUAACGUAGGAUAUAAGUACGACGGUCGAACGAAUCCUAACCAAGUGUACGGUUAUACUUUCGGUAAUCAGGGUACUCCGCAAGUGAAUAAUAUAAUUCGUAAUCCUUUAGAAUUCCAAAGAGGCUAUAGUGUAAAUUUACCCCGUCCUAUGUUGCCUCCACGUAAUUCUUAUCCACCGGUUAGUGGAAAAAACCAAGUGACUGAUCAGACUAGCUUAGUUUCUAACAAACAUGUUCAUAGAUCUAACUCUACUCAUGUAUUUCAUCAAAAUAUGGAGACCCCGCAAAUUGAUAUCGAAGCGGCAAGAAAUCAACUCCGACAUGAAUUGAACUAUUACCUGCAAAAAGGAGACUGGAGCUAUGACUUUAAUACCGGUAGUUUAAUUCAGAACUACCAGAAGAAAUCGAGUAAAAGUAGUGAUGAUAGCGGAUUUGUAAUGACAUUAGACAGAAGCAGUGACGGAACUUCAAAAUCGACUUACUCGAAAACCCCCCCGUCAACACCACAUUCAACAAUGCCAUCUGUGAGGCAUAAGAAGAGUCGGUCUAAAGAAUCAAAAUUGAAUCAUGGCACGAAAGAAAACUCAAAAGUAAAUUCAAGUCGAGACUCUUUGAACAGUCAUCAUUCUAUUAGAUCAAGGGACAGUGCUAAGUCAGACCGACAGUGCAAAUCGGAUCGCAGUACGCCUAAAUCUGAUCGAGGAACGCCACGAUCAGGUAAAGCGACUCCUAAAUCAGGCGCCAUUACUCCCAGAUCUGGUUUAGCAACUCCAAAAUCAGGGCGACAAACACCUAAGUCCGGUAUCGCCACGCCAAAAAGCGGGAGAUCCAGUGGAAAACCAGAAAAACGUUCGAAACAUAAACCUUCUGAGAAGAUGACACAACUAAUGUCUGAAGCCGCAUCAUCUUCCAGCAGCGAUAGUAUACCGUUUGAACUAAGAAGAUUAGAAUCGUCAGCAAGUGUACCCUACAGUUUAGAUCAUGGUCCCGAACUUUUGCGUCACUGCAGAAGUGCUGCCUCUGUAUUGGAUGAACCUAAUAUUAAUAAUACGUUUGGAUCUGAAUCAUUACCGAAUUUAGCCCCACCACCAGCUUUCGAAUCACCACCACUUGAUAUCGCUGACAAAGACUUUAAAAUAUUACCACCUGAAAACUUUUCUAAUAAAGAAGAAAAGAGAACCAGAAGCAACUCGACUUCAAGCUUAAGUGAACAAAGCGGAUGGGUAUCUAGUGGGCGUAGUUCUGGACCUUCGACUCCAGAUAACGCUAGUUGUCAAUUAAACCAAAAUUUCCCUCCUCCUGUGAGUUCAACUGGCUCUAAGGUUUCCAAUGAUGAAGUUGAUGGUAGAAAAGUUGAAGGUGAAACAAUCAGCGACUUCAAAAGAACAGUCCUUAACGGUGACCAACUGAGAGAAAGACUAUUAAAAUUAGCUGUUAAAGUAGCACAGGCUAAUCCAAAUGAAAAAAUUGAAUGCUGUGAUAAAGAAGUAUGUGAAGAAUGCACAAUUUGUAGUGACUCUAUUUGCACGGAUAGCCAAUGUGAAUAUAACAAGCUUAUGCAUAGUAAUGGGAUAGACGCUGGUUGUAACUCAGACACGUGUACAGCCAGCUGUUUUCAGCAAAUGCCAGCUAACGUGGGUAAAAUUAACCAAAGACAUAAUUCUUUUAGUGCUAUUCAAGGAAAAUCUUACAACAGCACGCCUAAAACAUCAAAUGAAGGGAUGGUAAAGAAAUCACAAACAAUCAGUGACAACUUACAUCCCUAUUUACGAAAGGAGAUAUCGCCAAAGUUGUCACAGGAACCAGUAAAGUCAAAUCCACAAGUGAAAAAAGUAUUAAAAGACCGAAUUGAAUACACUGAAAAAUUGAUAGCGGCCGAAAUUAGAAGUCUCACAGUUGAUCGUAAUUGCAAAAGCCACAAGAAAUCAAACGGGGCGGCUGCAGCUGUACAGAAAUACCAUAAUAGAGCGAGGUCUGAAAUUGAUCUCGCCCAUUUUCAGGCUGAAAAUGAUUACGAGCAUUUACCCCCACCCCAGCAGUUUAGAGAUGCCCCGCCCCCUCCUGACGAAUUUAAGGACCCACCGACAACCAAGUCCCCAAAAUUAAGCAGACAGAGCAGCAAAUCCUCUACUCCUUCUAAAACGCCUCGAAAACAAUCAGUCCAACCUUCAACCCUCGAAUUAGAUAAUCCAUUAUACCACGUUUGUGAAGGUAUUAUUGUUAAUAUAAAUAUUUCUGUAAAUACCUACGUUUGUGUAUUUCGUGUGCUUCUGCUACUAACUAAUCUUUUCGGCUUCGCAUCAGGUAUUAGAGAGCGCCGAAAACUUAGACCUCUGCAAUCGGUCACCUCGAAUGGUACUACUUCGGGUGGCACACUGAAUAAAAGCCAGAGUACUGGCGAAUUAGCCUCUAGAAACGAGAAUGGAAAUAACAAAGAACAACGGGAGAGCAACUUCGUCAGCAUCUUCGGACUGGCCGAGUCUGAGCGUCUCUUCGUGAAGUGCAGAGAAGAGUUCAGACAGAGCGUGAAGUACCCAGGUGCAAUCUACUCUGACUACACGUUGCCCGUCGAAGGCUCUCUGCCGUAUUUCCAUAUCAGUGACGAAUACAGGAUGUUUAAUCCAGAAGGGUUGCAUUUAAUUAUCUGCGUGCAUGGCCUAGACGGUAACGCAGCAGACCUACGCUUAGUGAAGACUUACCUAGAGUUAGGUUUACCAGGAGCUAGAUUAGACUUCCUUAUGUCGGAGCGUAAUCAAGGAGAUACCUUCUCUGAUUUCGACACCAUGACAGACAGGCUUGUUCAAGAAAUUAUUACACACAUACAAAACUCUAACGAGCCAGCUCGAAUAAGCUUCGUAGGCCACUCUUUGGGCACAAUUAUUAUCAGAUCCGCUCUAGCAAGGCCACAAAUGAAACCAUUUCUUGGGAAGCUGCAUACUUUCUUGUCCUUGAGCGGACCGCAUCUAGGAACACUGUACAAUUCCAGUGGAUUAGUCAAUGCAGGCAUGUGGUUUAUGCAAAAAUGGAAAAAGUCCGGCUCCCUCCUCCAACUAUCACUACGUGACGCAUCCGACCCGCGGCGCUCGUUCCUCUACCGUCUGAGCGAGCGAAGUCAGUUGCAUCAGUUCAAGCACAUUUUACUCUGCGGAUCAGGACAAGAUCGCUACGUGCCUCUACAUUCAGCUCGGCUUGAGCUUUGUAAGGCGGCGGCGAAGGAUACCUCGUUGUUGGGACAAGCUUACAGAGAAAUGGUACACAACAUGGUCUCUCCACUAGCAUCGCGCGCGUCCUCCGUGUCCGUGGUACGGUACGACGUGCAACACGCAUUGCCGCACACCGCUAGCGCACUGGUUGGCCGGGCCGCACACAUCGCUGCCCUCGACUCUGAUCUGUUUAUCGAGAAGUUCUUACUCGUCUCUGCUAUGAAGUACUUCCGAUAGAUAAGUUACAUUAAGCCGGCAAUCCCACCCUUAUUACUGAAAUAUCCAGAAAGUCGUGUCAAUGGUUCGCUACGUGAAGUAGGUGUUGCCGCACACAGACAGUGCACUAGUCUUAUUUCAUUGAGAAGUAGGCAGGAAACGUGGGAACACCUAUAAAGUCUUCGAAAUAUUGUGGUAGCUUAAAAGGCAAAAGCGUAAAAACAUAUACCUAAAGACUAUUUGUUACUUAAACCCUAGAGUUUAUCGGUCUAAUGUAAUCAUAGUAGACGUAUAUAUCGAGAAGGUAUCGGUUUUUGCUCCUGUUCUGAGAAUAGUACCUACAAUAUCGCACAAUGCGCCUAUGAAUACUGCACUUCACAUCACAUCAUAAUGGGAUUUAAAUAAGUACGUAGGCAUACAGGCUAGAGCUUUCCAUUUACUCAAAUACUUACCAAAAGUUACAUUUACGUAAUGGUACAUGUUUUUAUUUACGGAAAACCAGCCUUUUACCAGGAAUAUAUUUAAGGUAAGGUCAAAGUGGGGAAGACAACUAUAUAUAAUUUUUGAUUGCGAAUACCGUCAUAGGGACAAGAACUCUCGUAUUUGUAUACGUACUUCGCUCAUACAAAAACAGAAACGAAGAGCUUCGCACGGGUACGGGCCUUGUAGAUUCAAGUGCAUGCCUGAUAGACGGUUAUACCUGAUAGACGGUCUUUUGCACAUCAACCUUAUCUUUAAGAGUUUACGGUGACUUCUUAGGAACGAACGCUAAUUUAAAUACGUUUCGUAUUUUCGUUGAUGUAAUGUUUACCCGGUACAUAUUAUAAUAUGUAUAUUGAAACGUACCGUAUCUGAUUGGCCUAAACAUGCAUUUUAAAGUUGUAUUCACAAAUAACGAACUCGCAUUUCUUCAUGCAUUUUCAUUAAAGCAUUUUGUGCUAUUUUAGAGGGUAGAUAGGUACAUACGAAAAAUCCAAAUACAUCUAGCUGAUGCCUAUACUCUAUUCCAUUAAGAACUUAAAAUAAUGUAAACAAACAAUAACAUGCCAUACAGUAGCUCAGCUAAUGAUAUAAUUCUACAGAUACAAUAAGUUGCAUCUCAUUGGCGGAAUGACCGAGUCGCAUGGUUUGGUUUGUUUACAUUAUAUUUUAUGUGCGUAUGGAAUAGACUUCAUUGUAAAUCGACUCCCAAUUCGUACGAGGUUGAAUUCUAUAGUUUAAGGAUUUUAUAGUUCCAUAAGACAAAUGGAGAGGACGCUAAAACAUAACUGAUCAUUUUGUAAAUUUUUAAAUCACGUCCGUCAAAUGGAUGAUUGGGUGUAUGUUUGUAAUAUUCUAGAUAGGGUUAUCACGAAACACCAAAGAUUUUGUAUAUUGUUAGAAUAAGUAUUAAGCGCGCGAAGCUAGCGUAUUAGAGUUUAUUACUUUCUCGGCCCCGACGUUGCAAAAUUCCGAAAGAUUUAUGCAGAAUGUAAGAUUUAAUAAACAUUGUUGGAGUGUUUAAACUCUAAUAUGCUAGAACCUCAUAAACACACGAUGACGAUAAACGUAAAUAGAAUAGGAUAAAUCAACAUUAAACGAAUGUCAUUGAUACCCAGAGAUAAAAUUAUGCAUUUUAAUAAAGCAUGAACGUGAUAAAGGUGGGAACAGAGGGCCUACCGCGAACCACGUUCGACGGGUCACACUUACGUACGAAAUUUACAAGUGCGACAGAGAGGCAACACGUCGAACGUGGUUCGCGGUAGGCCCUCAGGGCUAUAACCCAGCCCUAUAAAAUCGAAGUUGGGUCCCUUUCUAUCGCUCGAAUAUGCAAGAGCAAAGAAAUGCGAAAUAUAACAAACUUCGAUUAUCUAUGAUUGCAAUCGCCCUUGAGAUGAGAUGGUUUAUAAUCAAGUAAUAAAACCGUAAGCGGAAAAACAAUGCUACGGACUACAGCGUAGCACUCACGUAGCAGACCCGGAUGCGUAGCCAAGUAACAAUCAUUAUUGCCAAUAGAAUAAGAAUAUAAUGGGAGAUGAUUUUACCCCGUUUCUUUUAAGAUUAGAAUUUUUCUAACCUCAAAAGUUAAUUACCACUAUUUUUUUCCGAAAUGCUACGGUUUUCCUACUUCCUAUGAUAUCUAAUAAUGCGGUACACUAUAAUUCAGCGCGUCGUCAGUAAGAUUUAAUUUUGGAGGAAAAGUUACCACUGCUUUUAAGGUUAUAAAGUUUCUGAAAAAAAAACGGACUAAUCACGGCCUUACCACGGCUAACUUACUUUCUAUACAUCUCACUCGCACUAAUAUACGAGUACGAGCGAGAUGCAUAGAAAGUAAGAUACGGACACGCUAGCGAAUAUGUCAGUGUCAAACUGGUGGUAAUGGUAGCCUUCGUUUAACUUCGUUCAUGUCAUUCCGAAUAUCCAGAUACAUAUUUUUGCUUUUCAAUUGACUAUGACAGCUAAAGAGGAUACGUUUCGAUUUUGCUAUGAUUCGACCUUAACUAGUGUUGGUAGGAACACGAGUCUUUUGAGGCUGAAUUUGAAGAACUCUACUCGUUUUUAUGAAACUCGACGCCUUAAAAACUUCCGAGUCUUAUGUCCCGAGGCGAGUCAUUUAUUGAGUCUUUUUUAAGAGAAUUCAAAAGGACUCGAGUCUCCAAAUAAAGACUCCGUCCAUAGGUUUAACCUAAAUAAAAGUAAACAAAUUAUGCGUUAUUGAACAAUUUGUGUGCCUAAUCCAGGAAUAUUACUUAAAGACGAAGCAUUUCGAAAUUUUGUAAACAAAAAAAUUGAGAGCUCUCUGAAAAGGACUAAGUCCCUACAAAUGACUCGAGUCUCUUAACAAGUUGAAAAGAACUCGAGUUUAGACUUAAUAUGUGAGUCUGAAAAACUGAGUCGAGUUUCAAAGCAGAGAACUCAAAGGACUCUAAACCAACACUAACCUGAACACGACAUACAGCGCAUCUCAAGCGCACCAAUCGGCGUGAGAGAUAAACAAGGUCGUAUCAAAACAUUAGAUAACAAAUUGGUGGUAGUUUAGCGAAAAGGAUCCAUUCUAUAAAAUUCGUCAUUUAAAUUUAUGACUUUUCUCUUUGGCAGAAAGUUAAAAUUGUAUUUAAAGAUUUAUGUGCAUUGGAUCCUUUUCUCUAAAUUACUUCCAAUUCAAUCGGAUUCGGCUUUCUGGAACGCAUUCGCAUUGGAACCUAAAUAAAAUCUCAUCUUAUGUGAAAUUACUGUAAGAACAUCCCGCACUAAUUCGUGUUACAAGCAAGCUGGGGCCCAUUUCUCGAACGGUAUGAGUCUUAUAAGUGUGUUGCCAUAGUAACCCAUAAGACUUGUCAGUUCGUGAACUAAUAUUAUUAGUAGUCUAAUAGGGACCGUGCGGGUUGGAGGGUCUGUCAUCCUGUGGCCUGAAUCGGAACCAUUUAUUUAUUUAUUUAUUUUUUCAAAUAUUUACACGGCAUUACAGCAUAUGCCAAUACACCGAAUAAUUAGACUAUACAAAUACAAAACAUAUAUAAAAUAAAAAACAGAUAUUCAUUAAAAAUCACAUGCAAGUGCUGGAAAGCCUAUCAUCCAUCAUCUCACAGAACCUCAGACACGCCUGGCACACAUUCGCCCAUCUCCCCGCAAACAAGUCACACUCUGGUGCUGAUGUCAAGAGUGCAUUGAGCAGCGAUAACGCGCGGAGGAGUGGCGAGUUCCUGCGCGAUACUGUGCGCGCCACCGGUACGGCCAACAGUGGACGCGUUCGCGGCCUCAAGAAGACUCGAGGAAUAUCCGGGACGUACAACCUCAAGACUCGAUCUACCAGUUCCGGGCAGUCCGAGUCACCGCGCAAUAUGCGACAAGCUGUAGUCAGCAAGAUGUUGUUGCGCCUCACCUCUAGAGAAUUAUAUCCAAGGCAGCCUAAUAAGAAUUUUGUUGGGUACAAGAAUGGGAAGUACCCAUACCUUUUUUUGUACAGAAAUCUCAAAAAGGCCUUUUGGAUUCUCUCCAGAAGUAAGGCGUAUGAAGACUCGUACGGAUUCCAUAUAAUAGAUGAGGCCUCAAGCUUGCUCCUCACUAAGGCGUUGAAAACCAUCGCAAUAGCCCCAGUGUCACGAAAAUCCUUGACAUUGCGGACCAUGAACAUGUACAUUUACACGUCAAGUGUUUUCUUGUGCAUAGUAGGUUCUGCCAUCUUGUGGGAUACAUCGGAACAAUAAACAUCACAUUUACGCCUCGCGCCAAAAAUCUGACGGCUCCUGUGCUGCAGUUCAUGCACGCUCCCUAUACCGCUCAAGAAAUUGGCCCAAAGACGUGCUGCGAGUACCUAAUUUCAAAAUAAUAUCAAAUAAAUGAAAAAAUGUAAUGCCGGAUAACGCAAAACAAUUGCUUUAUGAUUACCUAUUUAGAGUAUACUCGUUAUAAUCUAUCUACGAAUAAAAGUAUUAUCGUUAUCUUGGAGGAUUUAACAACUGAAGUCGCCUUUAAGAGCUUACCCCUCUGCCGAAAACCUCGGCCAAUGGUCAUAUGUAUUGUAUGGACUGACGUUUAUUUCCCAUGGCUAUUUGUACGUUACGUAAAAAUAGCCAUACAUUUGACGUGCCCCUUCCCCGCAAAAAUCGGCAAACUGUUUUGUACAGAAAAUUACAGACAAGGUGUCUCCAGUUGUUAAAUCCUCCAAGAUCGUUAUGGAGGAUUUAACAACCAGAGUCAUCUUUAAGAGUUUACCCCUCUGUCGAAAACCUCGGCCAAUAGUCAUACUUAUUGUAUGUACUGACCUUUAUCUGACACGUACAUAACGUACAAAUAACCAUACAUUUGACGCACCCCUCCCCGCAAAAUCGGCAGACUGUUUUGUACAGAAAAUUACAGAAAAGGUGUCUACAGUUCUUAAAUCCUUCAAGUACUAUUUUAAAUAGUAAAUUUGACAAAGGAGUGCUAAAAACCAGAAACUAGUCGUACGAAGGGUGAUUGCUGAAUUUUUACUAGAUCUAAGACGAAACUUUACACCAAAUAAUUUAAGACGAUAACUUAGUCUAUAGAUAUUAUAUGUUAUUUGUAUUAUAUUUAUUGUUAUGUACAGUCGCCAUCAGAUAUAUCGGAGCUGCAAAAGCGCUCACAAAUAUCUGAACACACCUCUAUUGUAAAGGCGUUAGAGUGCGUGUUGAGAUAUUUUUGAGCAUCUCUGCUGCUCCGAUAUAUCUGAUGGCGACUGUACAUGAACGGUCUAGGUAAACGUUUUUGGGCUAUUUGUUAUUUUGUUGUAGGUUUUUAGAUUUUCAUAUAAUUUGGUGGAUAGACAAAGUAGAGUUCCCUAUUCUGUACAACAUAAUUGCAAUUUCACCUCCUAUAAAAAUUAAUUUAAAAAAAAAAUAACCUAUUGUACCUAUACAUACCUACCUAUGCCUAUUGCUAUUAUACCUAUGUAUGUCCUACAAAAUCUUCCACUAAGCUACGUAAACGUAUGAAACUUUGUCAAAGGAAUUUUUUUUCCAAAUUGGGAUUUUGUAUCUAUUCUAACAAGAAUGAGGAACUCUUCAAAUCUACCAUUUUUUUAUCAAAAUCUGACUAAUAAAUUUAAUCGACAAAAAAAAUGGCCCUUUUACGUCUAAUGAAAUAUAUGUCUUCAGUUACAACAAUAUCUGUCACGAUGAAGCGCUCGCUCGAUUGCGAUAUUUCUGACCGAUUCAAUCCUUCAAGAAAAGAGCGUGCUCCAUUGUUAAAAGCCGACAACGACAACGCACUUCACUUGCCCUCUGGUGUUGCAGGUGUCCGUGGGCAACGAUAAUUGCCUACCAUCAGGCAAUUCGUCAGCUCGUUUGCCUCCUAUAUAAUAAAGAUAUACUUACACGUUCUCGCGUCAGAAAAUUUUGAGCACUCCAUUUACUUCAAUGUACAGUCAGCAAUACUAUUUGCUUAGCACCUUUGCAUAUCUACUAAUUUCUAUGCAGGGGGUGGUCGGUCCAUUUUCUCUGCAGCUGACUGUACCUACUUAAACUAUUAUAAUGCUACUUCUUUGUUACGACUCUCAUUUACUUGGGACUGAAACUCAUUAAAUUACAAAAAUAUGACUAUUCCACACUACAUUCUCAUUAUUUUGUCAGAAAAAUAAAGCGAUGCACAAAUUAGACACUGCCUUAAAACGACACGUUUUCCAGGUAUAGGUAGGUAUAUCCAGGUAUAUGGAAAUCUCAUUAUAACCCCUUCACAUGGCCUUUAUAUUCUGUUUGUAUAUCAGAUACUAAAAUGACUAUGUAUUGUAUUUGCCGACUUAAUCAUCCUGUUUUUGUACCAAUUUUGUAGUAAAAUGUCAGAUCAAUCGGACAACUUGGAGCAAAUGAACCGUAGUGCCAUUUUAGUAUCUGGCAUUUUGAAAACAGAGCCUAAAGAAAAUUUACUCUGUAUGUUAUCUACAGAAUGUUCAUUUAGUCACCUGCAAUAAUUUACGGGCUGAAUAUAUAGGCCAUAUUGAGCAACUUUUAAUCGGACCAAUCCCGAAAUCUCGAAAAAAAAAUGUACCUCCUAUACAAAAUGUCAAGGUCAGUCAUCAAUUUUUUUUUCGCUAUUUCGGGAUUGGUCCCAUAGUAAAAAUUGCUCAGUAUGACCUAUAUAUUUACUCCGUAAAUUAUUGCAAGUGACUAAAUAACAUUCUGUAUAUUCAUGGAAGCCUACUUUUCUUGUAGAUUAACGAGUCGAUUUAUUAAUUGAUAGGUCAUAAUGAGUGUGAUAAUGGCCUAAGAUAAUUAAACAAAUGUUUACAAAAUUUAGAACAGAAUUGAAGAACUAAUGAAACACAUCCGCGAGAUCUCUUUCAUUUUGUACCUAGUAAGAAUCCGCAGUAAGCUCGGCAGAAUUUUAAAACUACGUGUUGGAUUCAAUGACACUUUGCACAUACAAUGACAUGCUGAGGUAUAUCUAUGCCUGUAAUUUGUCUAUACAGCUCCAGGUUAUAAAACAAAAUAGAGCAAAAACAAGUUUCGUAUGAAAAACUUAAAUCAGUUGUAUUUUUUUAACUAUGGUAUCUGAAGCUACAUAAUCUAAUAACAUGCAUAGAUAUACCUUAUCCUAUUGAAAGUACAAAGUUUCAGAGCAAUCUAGCUAGUCGUUUUAAAAUGAGAGCGUAACUACGUCUGUAUGAAGAACCGAGCUUACUGUGGACUCUUUAAGUGUAUCAUAUCAUAUAUCAUGCACGGCUCUGGACUAUUAAUCUAUAGGUAGUUAUCUAUAGGUAUUAAGUGUGUCGUUACUCAAUAGCCACCCCAAAUCAUGUCCAGUGGUACACCAUAAAUCGUCUGUAAAUAGACGAAAUGGCCCAUGAUGAAAUCCAUUUAACUUAUUUAUUUUAGGAUUCACUAGAAUCAUAGGUUCUUCAUAUUUUAUACCUGCAAUUAAGAUUACAUCGUUUGUUUACGCUUCGGCUUCACAAACAUACGAGUAAAGCCUGACCAGUAAUAUAUGAUCACGCGCCAUAUUGCGGAAUUUCAUUGGAACUAUUGCAUGAGAACAACAGCGCCCUCUUGACAAUGAUCAUUAUAUUUCUGGUCGGGCUUUAGAAAUUUAACGAACUAUGUCGAUAGUUCCGAAAUAAAUAAAAACAUAAAAAUUGGCUUCGUUGAAUCGAUUAUAGUAAGAGAAUGUAUUAAAUUUUCUUUAGCCAAGUGUACUAUCAGCAACCCACUAGACUGACCAUUGGUCGACCUUAUAUCUUUGCGAUAAGGUUCAUAGUCAGUUUAGUGUGAGAUGGUAUUUUACGAGACUUGUUUUCAAUUGAAUACGAAACAAUUUAGUCAAGCACCAACUGCUAUGUGGUCUUACGCCGGCAAAUCAUUCGGUGGUUUUCGUAGUGUCAUUGCGUCACUUUCGUUUGCUAUAUAAAGAGAUGAAAGAACGAACAAAGUGAACUGGCCACUUUAAAACGAUUCCACUUUAUAAUUGUGCUGAAACUUAUCAACAUUCAUAAUAUUAAUCAUGGUAUUCUUACCUGUGUCUUAAUACAGUUGUGUUUGAAUAAUAGACGAAUAUUUGAAAAAAUACCAUCAAGUCCCAUUUCUAAUAUUUAAAAGGCCGAGUUCGUACACGUAAUAAAAUAAAUAAAGUAUUGUUUAUAAAUGUACCCUACAAAAAAAUAAACCUAUAUUAUUAUAAUUAGUAAAAUCAUGGCUAGCAUAGCAUAACAUGUGAUACUGCCCGGUUCGAACUUUAAGAUACGUCAAACAUUUGCUAAAGAUACGAUAUGGAUUAGAUAUGUCAGUGUCAAAAGUGACGUUUUUCAAACAAAAAUGGACACUGACACAUCCAACCCAUAUCAUAUCUUUACGAAAUUUUUGACGUGUUCUUCAAAUUCGAAUCGGGCCGAUAGUCCAGUCAAACUUUCAUAAAUACUUUAAGUUCAUAAUAUUGACAGUGAUUCGCAAAAAAAGAUAACGAGGCCCGCUAAGGCCGUAGCCUUAAUAAAUAUAACUAUAACACGUUAGACAUUAAAGUUGUAAAUUUUUAUCGAAUGUUAGACUGAUCUUUAAAAUAUAUACGAUCAUUAAGAUAUUUGUAAAUGUCAUAUAAUUUUUUUAAGAGUAGAAAUUUAUUUCAAUCCUAAGAUGAGGUGGACCAAAGUCGAUGUGUUAAAUUUUCAAUUAAAAUAGAUUAGAAAAUCGAAUCGAAAAAUUUGAUAAUUCAUAAUGGGAUUGGCCCACCUCAUCUAAAAGCAGCUGACCUACCAGCGGCGAGGAAGUGACUGGCGAUUGAAAAUCCUAUGUGAUAAAGCAUUUAUAUGCAUAUAUUAAUCUUUGGUACUAAACUUUAAGAAAACAAACACUUGCUUAGAAAAGCCAUCACUACUCACUUCCAGCAUAUUGCCACUAGAAGGACAGCUGCCUAAGAAAGUAGUAUCAUUCUCUGUCCACUUUUCUCCUAAUUAUUUCAUACUUUUACAGGGGCUUGAAAUAAUAUAUGCCUUUGAUUUACUAGUACAAAAGAUGGAAAUCAAAUCACUAGUCAGAUAAUUUCAUUGUUUAUAUUGGUAUUAGCUGUAGAUGAUGUAGGUGAUCAACUAAGCUUCUGAGAGAAAUUUGGUAGUAAACUACUACUAACUGAAUGGUUGGAAAUCAGCAAGGUAUCCUUUAUUGGCAACUGUCUGGUCAACACUUAAGUUCCAGGGGUCUAAAUUAUAUUAUCUUUGCCAUUAUCGCGUCUGAGGGCAUUAAGGGAUUAAUUAAGCCAAAAAAUAAUGGUAAUAUUUUCUGACUUAAUACAUCACUACUGUCUACAUGAAAAUAGCUAUACCUGGUAUAACAUAAUUAAUCUGAGACAUACAUUAUUUCAACAAUCAUUUUAUUAGAUUAUUGUUAUAUAUGUACACACCUACUUACGGGGAUAGAAUUAAGUAAUAUACCUCAAUUUGCUCACGGACUUGCUUAACGACGGAAUCUGUGUAGCUAAAUGUAAAAUGAUAAGGAUUUUGUAAAUAUUAUGUAUGUAGAAAAGAAAAUCUUAUUUGUAAAUUAAAUUCGUAUGUUUAAAGGCAAUGUGUUGAUGUAAUACACUUAUGAUGAUAAAUAAAUAUGGCAAAAUAAAUUUUGA